CUUCUUCUUCUUCUUCUUCCUCCAUCUCCUUUCCCCUCCCUGGGGGACUUGGGACUCAUGCCCUCUCGGGAUCCUUGACUUUCUUGAUUGAUCUUGGAUGAUUCAAUUUGGUCCUAGGUUUAGCUCUCUUCUUGCGACUGAUCCCGCGAGUCGCCUACGGCGGGCAGGUUCAGAUCCAGCAAAUGCUCGAAGAGAAGACACCAGCAGGCUACAACAAUUGACCGCUUGUGAGAUCAAUCUCAGUACCGAUAUGCCGGGCUGGAGAUAUGCCUUUGCUUUGUCGAAGGAUGCGGUCAAAGCCGCUACGCCGCCGGGAACGGUGAGGCUUAUCGAGCACAAAAAACGACCACUAAAAGACCACGACCGACCACCACAAGACACUCGUAGCACCCCAUCCCCGGAACUCGACCUCGCCAAGUUCCCCAUCCCAACCUCCGACCCUUCCGACCCCCUCAACUGGGCUCGCUGGCGCAAACUCUCGUGCCUCUGCACCCUCUGCAACUACGCCUUUGUCUGCUCAUUUGCCUCGGCCUCGCUCGCACCUGCCCUAGCCAUAUGGAACGCAUCCUUCCCCUACGACCCUCGAGGGAUGGGAGACCUCAGCCGGUUCACUGCUCUCAAUGUGCUCCUGUUAGGAUUGGGCAACAUCGUGUUCGUGCCGCUGGCGAACGUGUUUGGGAAACGGAUCGUGCUGGUGUUGAGCGCGUUGACGCUGUUCAUCGCGACGGUUUGUGGCACGAGAGAUUUUGGGUUGGGGAUGUAUGAGAAUGUGUUGGUCAUUCGGAUCUUUCAGGGGCUGGGGAGUAGUGUGUCGGAGACUGUUGGGCCGGCAGUGGUGGGCGAUAUGUUUUUUGUGCAGGAGAGGGGCGGGUGGAUGGCUCUGUAUACCGCUUGUCUCGCCAGCGGAUCGGUGAUAGGCGGGAUAUCCGGAGGGUACAUUGCCACGAGAUACGGAUGGUUCGGAAUCUUUUGGGUGACUGCCGUUUUGGCGGGAGUGGCGUUCCUGGCGAUGGUGUUCUUGGUUCCGGAGACGCUCUUUGAAAGGGGCCCGUUGUGUUUUCCGACUAUUGCAACUGAUACUCCGAAGGGGAGGAGCCAACGUCAUCGACAUCGAAACCACGACGACAUUGCCGAGGAAGAAAAGGAGAUUGAGGGUGGUGGUAAUGACGACCGCAACCGAAGAUCGAGCGUUCGACGAUACUACUACCAGCCGACUCCCACACCAUAUCUCAGUUUGGGUACUUUGCCGUCCAUACGAAUGACCAUGCCGUCGCGGUUUAUUACCUCCGUCUAUACCCCGCUGAACAUCAAUACGAAUCAACCUCAGUACUUCCGGGACUACUGGGACCCACGUCUGGGGCUGACUUGGUACGAAACAGCUUCCGAAUCUGAUGAGUCUGAGGAGAGGUUCUCGAUGGCUCCUCAUGGGAGGGAAUCUUCGAUGCCGCCGACGGUUCUACGUCCACCACCGACUGCUGCGCAAGGAGGACGUGAAGCUGCUGCUGGCGGCCUCCCACCACCUCCUACUCGUGGAGGAAUAGCAGCACGACGAGCCACCGCCCGAGGAGGCCCUCGCUACCGCCUCUACCCUCCCUCCGAUAUCGAUACCCACCCAAUCGGCGGCCGAGGCGGCAACCAAAACCGUCCGAUCCUCCGCAACCCCGAAGGCAACGCCAACGGACGACUCUCGAACCGUUUCCCAUCACUCGGCCCCUUCGCCCCCCUCAACCGCGACUCCGAGGCCUUUUCCAUUCCUUCCUCAGAUCCAUCCACCCACUACGAACCCUACACCUACCUUCGCUCCCUCCGCUUCUUCCCACGCCAGAGGCCCCACCCACCCCCCAACCCUUUCGACCCAGCUGCGUUGAACCCCUUUCCUGACCCAUCUCCUUACUCGCCAUACUCCCCCAACUUCAACUUCCCCAAACCUUCCUUUUCCAAGGCCAAUGACCCCUCAAGCCCCCGCCACCGACACAACCUAGCCCGGUUUCCCUUCCCAGCAAAGAAGAAGUCACUGUUCCAACACUUUAUUUCCCCCCUGUUAACGCUGCGUCUACCAUCGGUAUGGGUAGCCACCCUCCAAUGCUCCGCCCUCGUCGGGUCCGCAGCCGUCAUGUCCACCCUCGGCGCAUCCCUGCUGGCCUCGCCGCCCUAUAACUGGACCGUCUCCCACUCGGGCCUGUUGCUGUUCAGCGGCGCGUUGAUCGGGAUUAUUCUUGGAGGACUUUAUGCGAGCGUGUUGGCGGAUGAGAGGACGAAGGUCAAGGCCGUCGCGGGCGCGGGUGCGGGUACGGGUACCACCAAACGGGCUUCAAACAACAAAAGGACAAGAGGAGGAGGAGAGAUACAUGGACUCGGAAGCGGUGGAAGCAGGAGCAGGAGGGGGGGAAGAAGGACCGCCGGUGGGGGUGGGGGGAAGAAGACGGAGAGGGUCAAGAGCUGGGGAGAGAGAUUGUUUGGUGGUACUGGUGGGAACAGUGUCUAUGGAUAUGCGGAAGCGGAAAGCAGGUUGGUGGUUGCGUUGCCGGGGCUGGUGAUUGCCACGGGGGGGUUGUUGGUUUGGGGAUUUUGUGGCGAGUAUGGACCUGCUUUGAACGCGGCUGCGGCUGCUGCUGCUGCUGCUGCUGCGGCUGGGAAUAGCACGGUACCUGGGAAUGUCACGGCGCCGGCUGUGGGACCGGGACUGAGCAGUGGAAAUGGAGGAGGAGGGUAUGGAGUGAAUAGGUAUAGUUGGCUCGGGUUGGUGUUUGGGUUUGGCAUGGUCAGCUUUGGGGUUGCCGGGGUACCGGGGGUUUGGUUUAAUUAUCUCAUUGACUCCUACGCCAACCUCGCCUCCGACUGCUUCGUCAUGAUCUGCAUCUCGCGCGGCCUCAUCCCCUUCGCCUGGACCUUCUUUAUCAGCGAAUGGGUUGCAAAGCAAGGGUAUUUGAUACCCUUUGGCGGCGGGUUGACGGUGAUCUUGGGUGUGUUUUCUCUGUUGUUGAUACCGGUUAUUUGGUACGGAAAGAGGAUGAGGAUUGCUACGGCUAGGUUUGUUGUUGGGAAUCAGUGAUAGGGGUGGUGAGAGUGAUACGGGGACACGGGGACACGGGGUUGGAUGAUGGAUCUGGGCGUGUGAGGUUGAAGAGGUUGAAGAGGUGCUUGUCGGAAGGCUUCUUAUUCG
Neurospora tetraspora is the source of this 3163-nucleotide messenger RNA. RefSeq lists its product as uncharacterized. The coding region runs from base 98 to 3052 and encodes 984 amino acids. Gene Ontology annotation, biological process: transmembrane transport. NCBI's taxonomy places the organism in Eukaryota, Fungi, Ascomycota, Sordariomycetes, Sordariales, Sordariaceae. The transcript has 4 exons. Gene Ontology annotation, molecular function: transmembrane transporter activity. The record is from RefSeq and is a predicted model, not a curated record. Gene Ontology annotation, cellular component: plasma membrane.